AUGGCUUGCGCUGUUCCUCCCCUGCCUGAGGACAUCAGUCCUCCGGCCAGUAAGAAGAAGCUUGUCAUUGUGGGCCUAGGCAUGGUUGGCCUAUCAUUUCUCGAAAAGUUGCUACUGAACGACUCAAAACUAGACGAGUACAGUAUAGUUGUUUAUGGAGAAGAGCCAUAUCUUGCUUAUAAUCGCGUUGGCCUCACUGAGUAUUUCCAGCACCGUGAGUUCAAAAAUCUCCUGCUUUCGCCAGAGGAGUUUUACCAGCUACGUGGCGAGAAAUGGGACUAUGCCAUUGAUGAGAAAGUAGUCGACAUUGAUCGGUCAGCCAGAAUAAUCACCACAAACAAGGGAAACAAGACGUCUUACGAUGUGCUUGUCCUUUGCACGGGCUCCACAGCCAUCCUUCCUACCGAUCUGCUACCACCCCCUACCAAAAAAAGCUACCGUGAAAUGGGGUGCUUUGUCUACAGAACCAUCGAGGAUCUUUAUUCAAUGAUUGACUUUUGCCAGGGUUCAAAGAAAAAGAGAGCCAUUGUCGUUGGUGGUGGACUUCUUGGACUAGAAGCAGCCAAAGCUCUCUACGAUAUGGAAUCCUUUGUGGAUAUCACCAUCGUCCAUAGAUCUCAUUGGCUUCUUUCCCAGCAGAUGGACCAAAAAGGCGGUUCCCUACUUACCAGCAAAGUGAAAGAGCUAGGGAUUACUUGUCGAACUGGAACAACUGUUUCAGAGCUGAUCUUUGACGCAGACCAGAAUCUGACAGGAGUGAAGUACGAUAACGCGGAGAUUGAAGAAUGCUCCCUUCUUUGCUACACUAUUGGUAUCAAUCCAAGGGAUGAGCUUAAGAGCUGCGGUCUAGAUGUGGGCUCAAGAGGCGGAUUCAAAGUGGAUAAUAUGUUACAGACUUCGGAUGAGAGUAUAUAUGCUAUUGGAGAGUGCGCUUCUUGGAAUGAUAUGACCUUUGGGCUAAUUGCUCCCGGAUAUGAAAUGGCUGAUAUACUGGCCUUCAACCUCACCCAGGGAAAGCUGCACCAGCCAAAAGAGUUUUCUGAGCCUAACAUGGGCACCAGGCUGAAGCUGAUGGGCGUUGACGUUGCAUCUUUUGGCGAUUUUUUUGCAGACAGAAAUGGGCCCAAAUGGAUCCCUCGCGGAUACGAAAAAGAAGUUCGUGGCCUUGUAUUUGAGGAUCCAAUAGACGGAACGUACACAAAGUUGCUUUUCACGAAGGACGGCAAGUAUAUGCUUGGAGGAAUUCUGGUUGGUGACACAAGCAAUUACACCAAGUUUUCUGCGAUGAUAAGGAAACCGUUACCCAAGUCUCCUUCCGAGCUGCUGAUUGGAAAAGCUGGGGACGAUGACAUGGAUAUACUCUCAGACGAUACCCAAAUAUGCUCCUGUCACAACAUCACAAAGGGAAAACUUGUGGAAGCCGUGAAGAAUGGUUGCAGCAGUCUUGGAGACCUGAAAAAGUGCACUAAAGCGGGAACAGCUUGUGGAGGUUGCGAGCCUACGGUGAAAGUCAUAUUUGAGACAGAAUUGAAAAGACUGGGCGGUAAGGUGUCCAACAACCUAUGUGUCCAUUUCGACUAUUCAAGAGCAGACUUGUUCUCACUUAUUAUGGUCAAAAAUUUCCGGUCUUUCAGAAGAGUCAUGGAAGAGCUGGGAAGCGAUCCUAGCUCGGCGGGAUGCGAAAUUUGCAAACCAACUAUUGGCUCCAUUCUCUCGACGUUAUACAACCGCCACCUUUUGAAAAAGGAAGUUCAUGGUCUGCAGGAUACAAAUGACCGGUAUCUUGGUAACAUACAGAGAAACGGCACUUUUUCGGUUGUUCCUCGAAUGUCGGCCGGCGAGGUCACUCCAGAAAAGCUUGUCUCAAUUGGCCAGAUUGCUAAAAAGUAUGGAGUUUACACCAAAAUCACAGGAGCACAACGACUAGAUUUGUUCGGCGUCAAGAAGAGCGACCUGCCAAAGAUUUGGAAGGACCUCAACGAAGCUGGCUUUGAGAGCGGACAGGCUUACGGCAAGAGUCUGAGAAAUGUCAAGUCCUGCGUUGGAUCAACAUGGUGCAGAUACGGAAUAGGAGACUCUGUUGGUUUGGCUGUCAGGCUGGAAGAACGGUACAAAGGCAUACGUUCACCUCAUAAGAUGAAAGGAGGCGUGUCAGGGUGUGUUAGAGACUGCGCCGAGUUCCACUCAAAGGACUUCGGUCUAUGUGCCGUGAAGGAUGGAUUCAAUAUAUAUGUUGGCGGAAACGGUGGAAUGAAACCGGCACACGCGCAGCUCCUUGCUACCAAUGUUCGUCCCGACGAGGUGAUCCCUAUUCUGGACAGAUACCUGAUGUUUUAUAUUACCACAGCAGAUAGACUACAGCGGACAGCUCGAUGGCUAGAAAGCCUUGACGGUGGAAUCGAAUACCUGAAGGACGUCAUCAUACAUGAUAAGUUGGGGAUUUGCAAAGAUUUGGAAGCCCAGAUGCGCCAGCUUGUGGCCGGUUACUACGACGAGUGGGCCAAAGCUGUUUCUGAAGAGAAAGACAAUCCAAUCUUCAGGCAAUUUGUGAACACACCAGAGAACCAGGAUACUGUGGAGAUAGUCAAUGAAAGAGGCCAACCACGACCGGCUAUGUGGCCCGAAAAAGCGGUCGACCAGAAGUUCAAUAAAAUCAAGUGGUCUUCUGUGAGCUGGCAGGAAGUCUGUCAGAGCUCUGAUUUGCCUCUAGCAGAGGCAGGGUCCUCGGCAACAGUCUUGGUUGGAGACACUCAAAUUUCUCUAUUCAGAACGAACGAAAACGAGCUAUAUUGCUCUCAGAACAUGUGCGGACAUAAACGUGCGUUUGUACUAAACCAGGGACUUCUGUCGGAGGAUGGUGACAAAAAUUGCUACAUAUCGUGUCCAAUGCAUAAACGGAACUUUUAUCUCAAGUCGGGGGCCUGCAAAAACGAUGAAACCUUAUCUAUCGCGACGUUUGAGGUCAAGGAGGAGAAUGGCAAGGUAUAUGCCAAACUUCCGCCAACAACGGAGCUGGAUGAAAUUUUGGGAACUUCAAAAUGGAAGGUGACAAGUCAGGAGACAGAAGCUAAAAAAGCCCGCAAGAUAACACCUGCGAGAAAUUUGGUCGACAAACCAGUAUCCUUCGAUUGGUAA
Messenger RNA from Ogataea angusta, 3135 nucleotides. RefSeq lists its product as uncharacterized. Gene Ontology annotation, biological process: nitrate assimilation. The coding region runs from base 1 to 3135 and encodes 1044 amino acids. The record is from RefSeq and is a predicted model, not a curated record. Gene Ontology annotation, molecular function: heme binding; 2 iron, 2 sulfur cluster binding; NADP binding. NCBI's taxonomy places the organism in Eukaryota, Fungi, Ascomycota, Pichiomycetes, Pichiales, Pichiaceae. The transcript has a single exon.